AGGAUUUUCAUAUGCGUAUCUCAUUCUGAAUCGCUACUCUGUUAUGUCAAUUUGUGUGUGAGACCCUUAAGCUGUAGUGCGAAAGUUGCUUAGUGCAAAAGCUUUGUUAGACAUAGUCUUGAUAAUAUCCUACCAUGUAAUUUAUGGUAAUUAGAUGAUUUUUCAUGGAUCGAUUGUAAUUCAGUACAUGUGCAAGUGGUUUACCAUGCGCCGCUAGGAGUGCUGUCGCGCGGCUUCGUAUCCCGGCAAUCCGCCAUUAUAGGCGUUGUGUGCGGCGUGUAGUUUCCUCAUCGAUUUAUCUUAACAGUUUUUAAGUACUAUUUGAGAGCCGUCUAGUAAAUCUAGUCGUUGCUAAUUAUGGCUCGAAGCCGCAAGGAUAGUACGGGCAAAAGCGAUUCUGAAGCUACAGAUAAGGAAAACAAGAAGGAAAGAGGUAGAGAACGGGAACGCAAAAAGAGAGCGGCUUCUUCAUCUAGCAGUGGCAGCAGUACAUCAGACAGCAGUUCCGGAUCAUCAAGUUCUAGCAGUGGAAGUAGUUCCAGAUCAAGCUCCACUUCCAGUAGUUCGUCUACCAGUUCAGGUAGCUCUUCGGGUAGUUCCAGAGACAGGGGACGAAAACGUAGUCGUAGCAAAAGUGUUGAUGCAUCCAGAAGACAUGAAAACAAAGAAAAGGAAAGAGAUAAAGAAAGAGAAAGGGAGCGGGAUAGAGAUAGAGACAGAGAACGAGACAGAGAGAAGGAAAAGAAAAAGGGUAGCAAUUCUGUUCCUGACAAACCCAAACCCAAAGGACGUUCUAGAUCUCCUUCUCCGCGUAGAAAGCGCAGAGAGCGCUCGCCAAUUCCUAGACCGACAAAAAUACAUAUCGGGCAUUUAACACGAAACGUCACGAAGGAGCACGUCACAGAAAUAUUUUCGGCGUACGGCCAAAUAAAAAUGGUGGACUUCACGAUGGACAAACUUCAUCCGAAUCAGGGAAGGGGAUUCGCCUAUGUUGAAUUCGAGACUGCGGACGAGGCUGAAAAUGCCAUGAAACACAUGGACGGCGGGCAAAUAGACGGCCAGGAAAUCACAGCCGCGCCAGUAUUAUUGCCGAAACCGCGACCAUUGCCGAUGCGACGUAUGUCACCUGGUAUGGGUAGACGCGCGCCUCCACGAUGGAUGGGUGGUGGCAGGAACACACCGCCACGUUAUCGCAGACGUUCACCGCCAAUGAAUCGUCGCAGAAGUCCUCGACCACCUCGACGCAGAAUAAGGACACGAUCGCGAAGUCCACAAGGGAAUCCACGUCAUCGACACCGCCGUUACACGAGAUCCAGCUCGAGCAGCUCGCGAUAAUGUGUUAGUUGCUUUGUAAAUAAGAGACAUUGAAUAUAACGAUUGCAUGUGAUCAUCAUGCAUCAAUUGGAGGUCGAUCGUACAUUUCGGAAUAGUGAGAAUUACAAAAAAAAAAAAAAAAAUUCGAAAAACGGUGUUUUCUUCCUUAUAAUCGGAUCUUAAAUACAAAAUCUGACGAUAAGUACCGUCCUUAGAAUUUAAUUUUGUAAUUCUUAUUAUAUUCUGAAAUAUCUCCUCCUCCCAAUCGCCUCCUUGUUUACAUGUCUAUGUGAAGAAAACAUAAUAAUUUUGUCUAAAUAGUCGAUAUGUAUUUGCACAGGAAUAUGACUAUGGUUUCGUUAAUAAACAUCAAUAUUUUUUAUGUUCUUGUCAAUACAAAUGAAAUUAUUUACAAGUUGAUAAGUACUUGAAAAAUAUAAUUUCACGAGACUUAAAAAUUGUCUACGAUACACUGGCAGUUAUGUUUUAAAGUAGCAUUAAUCUGUCUAAAUUGAUCAUGUAUUUAUUUCCUUUGCGACAACUCAUGAAAAAUGAAAAAAUUUUAUCGUACUCGUGAAUAUAACUUUGCUUCUCACGAGAUUGCGCGAAAGAAAUAGAUAUUUGAUCGAUUUACAGACUAGUGCUAUGACCUUAAAACUGCGACCGCAUUAUAGAAGAUUUCUUAAUGAUACAGCAUUUCGUGAUCGAUGACUUUUUACAAAAAGAAAAUAUAUUGUUAUAAGGUAUCUUUCACUGCCGUAAGAUGUAUGGAGAAUAUCGCACGCGAUAGAAAAUUAAUUUUUCAAGUUACUAACAAAUUAUUCAAGACUGCUAAAAUGUGCUAAAAUUUAAUUAUGAGAUAGUAGGUCGAACUUUUUGUACAACUUUUUGAUUAAGGCUCCUGGUUUUUUGCUGCGGAACCCUAAAUUGAUGAUGUCAGAAGCGAGAAAAUAAAUACAAAACAUUUUUGCAAAAUA
Molecule: messenger RNA, 2291 nt
Organism: Odontomachus brunneus
Lineage: Eukaryota; Metazoa; Arthropoda; Insecta; Hymenoptera; Formicidae
Product: RNA-binding protein with serine-rich domain 1-B-like
Exons: 6
Coding region: 358-1335 (325 amino acids)
Biological process (GO): mRNA splicing, via spliceosome
Cellular component (GO): nucleoplasm; cytoplasm; ASAP complex
Molecular function (GO): RNA binding
Source: RefSeq, a predicted model, not a curated record